AUGGCGCCGAAACAAGCUGACAAGGGGAAGAAGCCUCUAUCUUCUGCCAGCGUGGCUUCGACCAUCGAGCCCGCGGUUGGCCGGUCGCUGGUGCUCAAUGAUGAGGCCAUGGGCAUGGUGCGCCCCAUGCUCGCCUCCAGUUUCAGACCAUAUGAGACUUCAGGAGUCCGGCUUCCUCUUGAGAUGCGGCAAACUGUGCUCGAGGUCCUGACGGGUGUCGCAUCGCCGGACGACAUGCCCGGGAGGAGUUGUCUGCUGUACCGCUGCAGGAACAAGGCAGAAUUUGUGGAGCACAUGCCUUCCUUCGAUGAGUGGGGGCUGCGCCCGGUCGGCCUAGUGGGGCCUCGCGAGAACCCCAUCAAUGUGGUUCCCUUCUUUGUUGCCGGCGCCGAGCUCGCCCCGAAUGUGGAUGCAGGGGGGCGAGCACCACCGGAGGCUGGCGGCUCGAGUGCCGAGGUGCAGAUGCCGCCUGGGGCUCAUGGGGCAUCAUCCUCAGGAACUCAUGAUUCUCCCUCUAGGGUGUCGGCCGCUGAGACGAUGCAGCACGCGGCUCCCGAGGCCGAAGCUCCGGAGGCCUCGGGAGGUCGUGGUGGGACAACGCCCGACUGCUCUCCGCAGCCCGGCACCCCUGAAGCUUUCCCCUCGAGCACUUCUCCAGCUGCACCCCGUGCCGGCCGCCACGUCCAGCGCUUCGCCCCCGAGGCGGAGGACGAGGUGGGCCGUGCGCUUGAUUUCGAGCACGGGUGGAGCGUCGUCCGCCACGAGCUCUUCCAGGAGGCGAUGGGCGCGAUGAACCGACUUGGUGGUGAGCUUGCGGACGUCGACGCACGCCUCAAAGCCGAGGGUCUUCGGCUGGCGGAGGAGAGACGUAAGCUGAAGGCUCGCGAGGCUGACCGCCGUCGUGAGGCCGCAGAGAAGUGCGCGUGGGAGCUACAGGCCUGGAGCGCGUCCCUGGAGCAGCAGGUGGAGGCGCGCAGAUCCGCCCUUGCGUCAAUGAGGGGGGCACCCGCCGAGGAGGAAGAGAUCCAGAAGCUUGAGGAGGCGAUGGCGUUGGAAGCUGUGGAGCGCAGCCUCGAGCUAGAGCGGUUGGAGAUGAGGGAGCGCCAGGUCAUCCAAGCAGAGGACACCGUCGAUGCGCGCGAGGACAGGGCUCAGGAGGAGGUUGAUCGCCGGGUGGCCGAGACUCGCGCGAAUCUUGAGGGUAGGUAUGACUUGAGGUUGAAGCUUGCAGUGACGGAGGAUGCGAGUAGGGCCGCCGCCCUCGGGCCCAAGCUGGCUGAAGUGGAGAGGCGCGAGGAGGCUAUGGCAGCCGCCCCGGACGACGUGGUGGUGGUCGCGGCAGACGAGGGCGACGUGGUUGAUGACGACGAUGACGGCGCUGGCGAAGGUGGAGGCGAUGCCAACGAUGGUGACAGCGACGCCAGCGGUGCGUCUGAAGAUGACAUGGGGGAUGCGGUGAGCGACAUAUCCGGCUGA
This is a messenger RNA of Aegilops tauschii subsp. strangulata, 1476 nucleotides long. Lineage: Eukaryota; Viridiplantae; Streptophyta; Magnoliopsida; Poales; Poaceae. The record is from RefSeq and is a predicted model, not a curated record.